Messenger RNA from Paramacrobiotus metropolitanus, 1020 nucleotides. RefSeq names its product D(1)-like dopamine receptor. The record is from RefSeq and is a predicted model, not a curated record. NCBI's taxonomy places the organism in Eukaryota, Metazoa, Tardigrada, Eutardigrada, Parachela, Macrobiotidae. The transcript has a single exon. The coding region runs from base 1 to 1020 and encodes 339 amino acids. Gene Ontology annotation, biological process: G protein-coupled receptor signaling pathway. Gene Ontology annotation, molecular function: G protein-coupled receptor activity. Gene Ontology annotation, cellular component: membrane.
AUGCAGUCUUUUUGGAACGCUACUACGAUUGGGAACAGCGCAAACACAUCUUACAACUUGAAGCCGGCAAUCACUUUUCGACAAGGUUGGACGCCGCCGCUCAUUGGUUUCACGUGUAUUUCUAGUGUGUCGUUUAUCCUGAACGUCAUCGUGCUAAUAUUGCAGUUUUUACCGCAAACCCAAGUCACUCCAUUUACCAUUUAUCUUAUCGUUAUCUUCGUCUACAACGCCGUCAGUCUGGCGGUCGUUCGGCCAAUCAGUACCUUCACUUCAUUAUUCGGUGUCUGGCCGGGAGGUCACGCGCUGUGUGUGACGUAUAUGUACUUUCAGCGCGUAGCCAGUGUCAUCCCGGUGUUGGCACACGUCCUCAUCUCCAUGGACCGGUUGUGGGCGAUUCGCUUUCCCCUGUCGUAUCGACUGCACCAUCAAAGCAAGUUAACCGUAAUCGCCGUGUGUUUUGCGAUGCUCGGUUACGUCCAUGUCGUCCCGUUCCCGGCAUUUUUAAUAGACUUUUUAUAUUACAACUCCCAGGAGAAACAAAGGACAUGCCAGCAGAUUACCGGCUCGGUGAUCCCGUGGAAUCGAGCGGAUUUUAUUCUGCAUCGGCUGCUUCCGUUGAUCAUGAUUGUCAGUAUCUACGUUUACAUAAUUGUGAAGAGAUGGCAGCGAAAGCGCAUUACCACCACCAACGGCCCGCCAAAUGAAUCAUCACGCGAGCAACAACCCACGGAUCCCGCUAUGAUGCUGGGUGAUGUCGCCGGUGUCUACGGAGCAGGCGCGAACGUUGGUCGGGUUCAGCACGGGUUGGUCAUUCGGCGGAGACGGCGGGUCAAACCGUUUAUCGUACUGACUAUGACGUCCAUUAGCGUUCUGAUUUGCUGGAUUCCAACGGAUGUUUACUGGUUCGCCAUGGCAUAUCUGGAUAUCCGAAUGUCGGGAGUGGUUUUCACUGUAACUACGACGUUGUACUCCAUACAGAUGAUUUUUGAUCCGCUCAUGUGGUUUUUUAGUUUGCGAUAA